This is a messenger RNA of Oppia nitens, 1227 nucleotides long. Its product is annotated as glutamate receptor ionotropic, kainate 4-like. Gene Ontology annotation, molecular function: glutamate-gated receptor activity. The transcript is spliced from 5 exons. The coding region runs from base 302 to 1219 and encodes 305 amino acids. Gene Ontology annotation, cellular component: plasma membrane. Lineage: Eukaryota; Metazoa; Arthropoda; Arachnida; Sarcoptiformes; Oppiidae. The record is from RefSeq and is a predicted model, not a curated record.
AAUUUUGAUCGCCAUUUCUAUCAAUUAUAUAAAUAAUAUUUACCACAAAAUAUCUCUAUCUUUAUGUUUAAAGUCUUGUAUACAACUAAUGUCAGUCAUCAUAACUCAUGUCACAGUUAAGUCUAACCGUCCACUAAAAUCCGGUAUUUCUAUUGUUGUCAAUAUGUUUUGCUAAAAGCUAUUAAUUUUUUUGCCUAAACUACUGUACAGUAAUAGUACAGACAUUAUUUUGUGCUAUUGGUAAACAUUAAUUAUUUUAAAUUGUUAAUACAUCGAUCAACUCAUUACUACAUAAGCAAAAAUGUAUGCCAAUAAUUGUAUUAUCAGUACUGCUAUAAUAUUGACCACAAUUGUAAUGUGUGUCCAAACGUUAGACAACGAUGGAAAACCUUUAAGAGGUGUGACUAUUGUGAGUCCACCGUUUGUAAUGAAAAGUCGGGACAACCAGUUUGAGGGCUUUACUAUCGACUUAUUGAAAGAAAUUGCAAAGAUUUUAAAGUUUGAAUACACUCUCUAUCCKUCACCCGACGAUCGUUACGGCGCUACCGAUAGUAAAGGCAAACCGUCCGGAAUGAUACAGGAGUUGUUUAUGAGGAGAGCUGAGUUUGCAAUCGCCGAUCUAACCAUUGGUGAGAUCAGACAACGUUAUAUUGAUUAUAGCGAACCGUUUCUCGAUUUGGAUUUAAGUAUUUUGAUUAAUAAGAAAAAUAUCGGUAAUAUUACAUCGUUUGAGGAUUUGGCUAAUCAAACACGUAUUAGAUAUGGCACUAUAAGAGAGGGCGAGACAUACCGKUCAAUGAGUAUGUCGAGCGACCCGACAAUUAUCCGCAUCAAUAACUAUAUAUACAGUAAUGCCUUCAAUUUGGUUAACUCUAGAGAGGAAGGCGUCCAAAAUACACUCAAUACUGAAUAUGCAUUCAUUCAGGAAUCGGUAGCUAAUGAGUACGCGGCCGAUCAAAAUUGUGAGCUAACCAUCAUUCACGACAAGAAAAACUAUUAUUCUCGACAAUACGCUAUUGGACUGCAAAAAGGAUCGCCAUUUAAGCCAGAGUUUGAUCGCGCCAUCAAACAACUCAAAAGUGACGGAACGGUAGACAAACUAAAGAGACGGUAUUGGAAGACAAAGUGUUUGUCGGGUGCCGUCACCGCCAAACUGGAUAUUAUUACUACAAUAAGUCUGAUUGCGUCGGCACUCAUAUCAUAUAUUUUAUUUAAUUGAAAUAUAUU